Molecule: messenger RNA, 1254 nt
Organism: Striga hermonthica
Lineage: Eukaryota; Viridiplantae; Streptophyta; Magnoliopsida; Lamiales; Orobanchaceae
Source: the annotation of a GenBank genome assembly
AUGGCGUGGACAUGCUGCUGCUCCGCCUACGCCGCCGCCGCCACCGCCACUGCCACUACCACUUGUGCUGCUGUAGCUCCCGCCGCCGGAGCUCACAGUCGCCUCACCAUUACUCUCAGAAAGCAGAAUUUCUCCUCGCAGGUACGGUAUUCGAGCAGUGCUAGAACUCGACUGCUUUCAUCCAAUAUCAGAGCUAGGAGCAAAACUUCAGAGAAGGAACUGGAAAUUGAGCCCUCGCCGCCGUCCGAUGAGAUUGAGUGUAUAGGCACUGGAUUGGACGUUGAGUGCGUGGUCAGUCCCAAUGUUGAUUCGUCUGUAAACCCUAACCGGCUGAGCGAGGAAUCAGGUUCGGCUCUGUUGGAAUUGGCGGGGGUUGCUUUGGAAUGGGGUCUCCUGAUAUCCCCCUUUUUCUUCUGGGGCACGGCCAUGGUGGCCAUGAAGGAAGUCCUUCCAAAAACUGGGCCUUUUUUCGUAGCGGCCUUUCGGCUUAUUCCGGCAGGGUUGUUGUUGGUUGGCUUUGCGGCUUCCAGAGGCCGCGGCUUGCCUUCCGGUUUCAAUGCUUGGCUGUCUAUAUCAGCAUUUGCACUCAUUGAUGCUUCCUGUUUUCAGGGUUUUCUUGCUGAAGGAUUGGAGAGGACCACGGCUGGUCUGGGCAGUGUAAUAAUUGAUUCUCAACCUCUGACUGUGGCUAUUUUGGCUUCCUUAUUCUUCGGAGAGUCAAUAGGCUACAUUGGAGCUGCUGGACUUGUACUUGGUGUCUUGGGACUUUUACUUCUUGAGGUACCUGCUCUUACAUUUGAUGCCAAUAACUUCUCUUUAUGGGGAAGUGGGGAGUGGUGGAUGCUUCUUGCUGCCCAAAGCAUGGCUGUUGGCACUGUCAUGGUCCGAUGGGUGUCAAAAUACUCAGACCCUAUCAUGGCUACUGGAUGGCACAUGGUUAUUGGUGGUCUCCCGCUUAUGACAAUUUCUAUUCUGAACCACGAAACUGCUAUGUCGAGUUUUGAUGAGCUUACAAAUAGUGAUACUUUGGCCCUUCUUUAUACCUCUAUUUUUGGGAGUGCAAUCAGCUAUGGCGUCUACUUCUACAAUGCCACCAGAGGUAGCUUGACGAAGCUCAGCUCCCUGACCUUUCUGACUCCAAUGUUUGCAUCAGUUUUUGGUUUUCUCUAUCUUGGUGAGACCUUCAGCCCUUUGCAACUGGUUGGAGCCGUUUUAACUGUUGCAGCAAUAUACAUGGUUAACUACAAAAACUAG